Molecule: messenger RNA, 1400 nt
Organism: Paramecium sonneborni
Lineage: Eukaryota; Ciliophora; Oligohymenophorea; Peniculida; Parameciidae
Source: the annotation of a GenBank genome assembly
AUGGGAAAUUAUUGUCAUUCUGAGGAGUCUCCAAAUUCAGAAUAACAAAUUAUUAGAAAGUAAUAAAAAGGAAGACAAGUUUACAAGAAUUUAAUCUAGACUAAUCGAUAAUUUUUGGAUUAGUGUAAAGACUUAAAUUUCUAAUAAUUUCACAAAGUAUAGUAAUAAUUCUUAAUUAGAAUGUAGUUGAAAGAGAUCUACACUCACUUUCUAAAUAUAUGAACUAAAAAAUGCUUGAUAUCUCUAUCGUAGGCUCUUAUCCAACAGAGGAGGAAAAAUAAAUUAUAUCGAAGAAUAUUAUUAAAGAUAUUGGGUAAAAAGAAAAACAUCUUUACAAUUAACUAAUCUUUCAUUACAAUUAGUUUCUAAUUGAACUCUUUGAGUUGGAUUCAAAUUAAUAAUUAUAAACCAUUUCAACCUAUAAUGUAGGGGAUUUGCGAUUAAACGCUCUCUUAAUUAGAAAUACAAUUCUCAAGCGAAGUUUAUCUGACAAUCAUAAAUUUUAAGAAGCAUUAGUUUCAAAUAACAAUAUAUCUAAUGAUUCAACUAUCGAUUCUAAAAUUUAUAGAUAAUUUCAGGAAAAUAAAUCACUGGCUAGCAUUUUCUUGGAUCAAUUAAGCUGUAUUUUUAAAUUAUGUUACUUAAUACUUGAAUAUGUCUAUUAAAAUUAUAUAAUUUCAAUCUUUGGAAAUUAAAUUGAUUCAUUUACAGAUCGCUAUUUAUUGAUAUCAAAAAUAUACUAAAAAAAUAUCUUUAAGAUAAAUCCUUAAAUUUAAUAAUUGAUAACUUCAGCACUUCAGAUAAAAUAUGAAAAUAAAUCAAGUUUGGUCAAAUCUGAACAUAUGUCUCCAGCUAUUUUAAAGUCUUAUUUAAUUCCAUAAAAUUCUGAUAGUGUUUUGAGUUAUGAAUCUGGAACUGAAUUAUUAACUACUUCAAUUGACAAAAAUUUUAAGCAUUAAUUAUAAGAAUAGAAUAUAGAAAAUAGUUAGAAAAUUAAAAAUUUUUAUUACUAUUAGACUUUUUCUACAAUAGAUAAGAUAAUUAGUUGUAAAAUGCCUUGGUUGAAAUUUUAUCUAAUUGGAUAGCUAGAUCAAUAAAUUGUAGAUAUUUUCUUAUCUGCUCGCUCUUAAAGUCAAAUAGCUCAUUUUAUUGAUGUAAUUAAACCUGAAGAUUCAAAAGUUGAAGUCUUGCUUUAUAUUCUUUAAAAAUAUAUGUCUGCAAAGAAAAAUAACAAUUUAUCAUUAUGUUAUUAUGAAUUAAGAUGGAUGUAAGAAGAUGAUAAUGUUCUACAUCUAAAAGUAAAAACUAUAACUUGCCCAUAUUUCAGUAGAUUUUUAUCCUUAUAUGAAAUAGCUUAUAAAAAUUACCAAAGAAAAUAAGCUCAACUUUUAUAUAAUUGA